Messenger RNA from Gossypium arboreum, 828 nucleotides. Its product is annotated as E3 ubiquitin-protein ligase ATL41-like. Lineage: Eukaryota; Viridiplantae; Streptophyta; Magnoliopsida; Malvales; Malvaceae. The record is from RefSeq and is a predicted model, not a curated record. The coding region runs from base 77 to 748 and encodes 223 amino acids. The transcript has a single exon.
UAUAUAUAUAUAUAAAACAAUUCACCUUCAUCACCAGCGGCUUCCAUUGAUGAGAAACUAAUUAAGCCACAAAACUAUGGGUUCAGAAGAUGAUGAUCAUAACACAACAUUUGGUGUCAGCCGCAAGAUCAUGCUGUCGGCAAUCGGCUCUUUACUCGGCGUUGUGAUGCUCAUUAUCAUGCUCCAUCUCUAUGCGAGGUAUCUUCUUAGACGCCAAGAAAGGAGACGCCGAGCUGCCCUUUACUCCCCUAGAACCGAUCAAAUCACACCGGUUGAUAUAAGUUCCAUCACCGAACUGCCCAAGUCGGGACUCGACCCUUUAGUCAUAGCUUCAUUGCCGAUGUUCACAUACAAGGUAACCACCGGUCAGGUCAGUCAUGAUGAUGAGGAGUCAGAAUGCUCUGUUUGUUUAGGAACCAUCACGGAGGAGUCCAUGGUUAGGCUUUUACCCAAUUGUAAACACAUAUUUCAUGUGCAAUGCAUAGAUACAUGGCUUGGGUCACACACAACAUGUCCCAUAUGUCGCACUGUGGUUGAACCGAUGGUCCAAUCGGAGAACUUCGAGUUAGACAAUAGGGUUCAACCCACAGCUCCUCCUUUAGAACAAAAAGAUGGUGAACCAUCGGGAUCAGGGUCAAGAUUUGAUUCUUUUAGGAGGAUGCUUGGUAGAGAAAGAUCAUCAAAUAGAAUUCAAAGUUGCGAAAACAAUGAAAUAUUUGAUAGUGUUCAAGAUUUAGAGAGGCAAUAAAUCGUAAAAUUUUUCACUUACUAUCAAUGUUUCUUUAGGGGUACUAUUUAAUUAUUAAUUCAAUUUAAUUAGUUUUUAUA